AUGCUCAAGAUUGUUGGCCGUUCCAGAUCUAUCAGAGGCGGUGGUGGUGGAGGUGUCAGUUCUGGGCAUGCAGGAGUGUCCAAGGCGCACGGCCCGUACACGCCCCUCGUCAGCGAGCCAGGCCAUGUAUCAGGACCGACCCUGCAAAACUCGACGGUGCUAGGUCUUGUUGAUAAUGUGGACGAUCCCGCCGUUUCCUUCUCUGAUGGCAGAAGCCCUUACCUCAACCGCCCUCUUCCCCCACCUCCACCACCAAAGACCUCUGUCACGAUGCCGGGCCGGCCAACCACAUCGGGGGGCCUUACUACGGGAAAGGGCAUGGGGAGCCGCAACUUUGACAAGAGGAUAUCGAGAGAUGACAUGUUUCUGAAGCCAGCGUCCAAGGCAGCCUUUGACAACAGGAGAAUCUCGAGAGACGACAUGUUUGUUGGGAGGAAGUCGUCUUCCAGAGCAGCGUUUCACGUCCCCAUCCGGACCCAGUUACCAACACCAGAGUCCAGCCCACGCUACGAGGCGCCCCCGAUGGCAGCCAUUCCGGCCAGGAUGGCGACUCCGGAGUCGCUCAGGUCGGGAGAGAUCCAGAUCGGCAUGGCGUUGGGCAGCCCUUCCCACCCGCCGUCAGUAGCGAGCACAGCAUGGCAGCCACAGAUGCCCGUCGUGAGGGAGGCAGCCCCGUCUUCUGCUACCAAAUCAGAACAGCCUUUGCAACGAUCGAAGACGAGGAGGAAGAUAUUUGGUAUCUUCGGCAGCAGAAAGCAUGCCGAGCCAGCCAAGGCCCAACUGGAGUCGAGUGACUCGGAGAGCGCUGCGACGACUCCCGUUCGCGCAGUUGCUCAGAGCCCGAGGGAGGGAGCGCCGAUGCGAAGCAACACUCAGACACAGAGACCUAAACACCAACCGCUCAUGGUCCGAACCAACACGGAGCCUUUUGCAAAGAGCCCCCUGCGAGAAGCGAGCACUCAGCCGGUGUUGAGAUCAAAGGCUUCAGAGCCCGCGUUUGGCCACUCUCACAGAUCGCGAGCCGCAAUGCAGGACUCUCUGCAAGUCCCGGCCGCCAGGUCUGUGAGCCGGCCGGCAAGGAGUCCUUAUCUCGAUAUUGAGAUCCCCGAUGUCAAGAUGGAACGGUACAGCGUGAUGUUUGGGAGCCUGCUCAACCAGCAGAAGCAGCAGCAGCCGGCCUCCUCUCUCCUGGCCAGGCGACAGGCAACCCUCGACAAGCUCAAGAACAUCAACGACCGCAUCGUUCAGGAGGAAGAAGCAAGACACCCUGUACGAGACACGGUACGAGAGAAGCGAGCUUCAUCGCCACAGCCGACAAAGUCGCCAGGCUUCACGCUCUUCCCACCGACUCCCUCGACAGCGAAACACGUAGACUCACCUCCAAUGCCACCGCCGCCUAUGCUCUCUCCGAGGUUGAGAUCCAACACUUCGCCUGCACUCCUCCAGUCUCCGGUCAAGACGACUUUCGAGCACGCCGCCCAAGAACCAUCACCGUCACUCCAUCCGGACCGGCCCAAGGGGAGCCGCUUGCAAGUCAAUCCGCUGAGAGGCAACCCGACAAUGAGGAGCGAGGCUGUAUACGAAACCCGCGAGUUGCGAAAACCGAAACCCGUCUAUUUCGAUCCGGAUCAAUCGAGUCUCAUACUGGACUCGCCAGACGAGCUGAGCGAGGACGAAAGCAGAUUGACGCGGCCAUUCAAUCCCGAGAUUCCUGAGCCACAGUGGCAGAUGGCUUCUCCGCUGACGCCGGCCCCGCCAUCUUCAACGUCGUCGAGUGCGAGCAGCACGCGCAAGAGAUCCCGAUCCUCUGUGUCAUCUGUCAAGACCCACGUGACGAAACCGUCCGUCGAGAUCAAUGAGGCGGAUUCGGUUCUGAAGAACGCAGUUGAAGUCUCCAUCGCAAGGCAAAUCAGCAUUUCCCGUCAGCAGCGACAGAUGCUGAGGCCUCUCCAGUCGAGCACCAUUCAGUCUUCAAGGCGACGGGCAAAUACGACGACGACUGGACCGGUUCGAAACCAACUUGGACGCAACGAAAAACUCCAGGAAACGAAGUCUUCAACACCGACUCUGGUGGUGCCCCCAGAGGCGAUGGAACGGUCGCAGCUCAUGCAACACCGCAAGAGCGAGCGUGUGGUCCUGGAGGCUGCCUAG
Messenger RNA from Thyridium curvatum, 2151 nucleotides. RefSeq lists its product as uncharacterized. The transcript has a single exon. The record is from RefSeq and is a predicted model, not a curated record. Lineage: Eukaryota; Fungi; Ascomycota; Sordariomycetes; Thyridiales; Thyridiaceae. Bases 1 to 2151 code for a protein of 716 amino acids.